AUGAAGAAUAUUUUGAAGAAUAAAAGUGGCAACAAAGAAUUGAAUAUAGCUCAAAAAGAAGAAAUAGAGAAAAGGAUAAAUACAGAAGAAGAUGAGACUGGUGAAAAUAUUCAGAUUGAAGAAAGAGAAGAAUAUGAGAUUAGGGAAAUUAUGCAGAAUCAAGAAAGAGAAGACGAAAGUGGAGAAAAUAUGCAGACUGACUUUUUUUGUAACAUAAAUGACACAAUUAUAGUUAGAUAUUAUCUAAGAAAAACAUGGAAACAUUAUAUAGGAGUUGUUGAGAGUAUAGAAUUCAAGGACGGAUUAAAUUACUAUCAAGUAAAAUAG
Messenger RNA from Parnassius apollo (apollo), 327 nucleotides. The record is from the annotation of a GenBank genome assembly. NCBI's taxonomy places the organism in Eukaryota, Metazoa, Arthropoda, Insecta, Lepidoptera, Papilionidae.